GGUGUCGGGCGGUGUCGGGCCGGUGUCAGGGCGGUGUCAGGGCGGUGUCGGGCCGAGCCGCUUCGGGUGACGGGGCUGGGGCCGGCCGGGCCUGCGCUGGAGUCCCGCGGCUCCCCGGGAGGGAGAGAGAGAGAGGCCCUGGGCCUCGCCUGCUGCGCGGCUGGAGCUUCUCGUUACUGCAGCAGAACUGCGAGAUUUGGGAUCUCUGCGCUCAGUGUACAAAGAGCUGUAGCGGCACCUUAAAGGACUGGCGUGAGAAAGGAAGCGCUUAGUUUGGAAAAGACCUUUAAGAUCAUGAAGUCCAACCCGCAUCUGUUUCCAGCCUCUUGUCAGGGAGUUGCAGAGAGCGGUAAGGGCUCCCUGAACCGCCUUUUUUCCAACCUCGCAGCUAGCUGAGCUGCUCCUCAUCAGACCUGUGAUCCAGGCCCUUCACCCGCUCCGCUGCCCUCCUCUGGACAUGCUCCGGCACCUCAGUGCCUUGGAGAGAGAGCCCUGAGCUGAACCCAGGAUUUGAGGUGUGGUCUCGCCAGUGCCGGAACAAUGGUUACUCCGUGCCCAUGCUCAUAAGGCACAUCUCUUUCACUAUCACCACUUUCCUGUAAAAUUUCAAACUUUCCAUACUUCAUGAAGUCUCAAAGCUAUUAAGUUCUUUUAUUCUUCCAAGUGUACACGGUGGGGUAGAGGACAGAGAGCCUUGUGCAUCCACAGAGCUCUGGCCAGCACAGGCAUCCAGCCAUCACUGGGCACUGGAGAAUACACGCAGGAGAAACAAUAUGGAUGUCCCAGGUUUACACUAUCAACUUGGAAUCUCGCUAUUUACUGAUACAAGGAGUUCCUGCAUUAGGUGUUAUGAAGGAAUUAGUUGAACAAUUUGCAUUAUAUGGUGCCAUUGAGGAAUAUCAUGCUCUAGAUGAAUAUCCAGCAGAGCAGUUUACUGAAGUGUACCUUAUAAAAUUCAAAAAACUGCAGUGUGCAAGGGUGGCCAAGAAAAAAAUGGAUGAACGAAGUUUCUUUGGUAGUUUGCUGCACGUGUGCUAUGCUCCAGAAUUUGAAACAGUCCAAGAAACUAGAGAGAAGUUGCAGGAUAGAAGAAAGUAUAUAGCAAAAGCAACAAAUCAAAGAGAUUGCUUUGUGUUAAGAAAAAUAGAAGGCCCUAAGAAGACAACCUCAAAGAACUCUGAGCAUGACUGUCCCUGGAGUACAUCGGGAUCAAGUAUAGCCAGGAACUGGGAUCCGUCCUGCUUUGCAAGUUCUCCUGGCAUAUCCCACAGCACAGCAUAUCCAUCUGGGAAUCAGAAUCAGAGCCUGUUAACACCUCCACCCUAUGAUAACAAUUGUGCUGAAAUUUCUGGGUACUUUGGUGAAAACACAUCUUUAACUCCAAGUGUACAUCCAGGAGGACAUACUCCACCAGUUUCCUUAAUGCAGCAAAGAAUGGUUCCAGCUUGCAAUGGAAUUGACAGGUUUAUGCCUCGUACAACUCACCUACAAGAACGUAAGAGGAAAAGAGAAGAAAGUAACAAGUUUUCCCUCAUUGGAACAAGUGAGGACAAUACUGAAGUUGUUAUUGGUCCACAACUACCAGAAAUACCUAAAGUGGAUAUGGAUGAUGAGUCUUUGAAUACUUCAGCUACAUUAAUUCGAAAUAAACUGAAAGAGGUAGCAGAUUCUGUUUCAACGUCUGUGGAAAAGCCAGAGAGCAGCUCAGCCAAACCAGUUGUAAAGCAGAGAAGAAGAAUAUAGAUACUGCUGGCAGCAUCUUCCAACAGUCCUUUUGUAAAGUUUAAAAUAUGUAUUUUUUAAUGUAAAAAAUAAAACUUUCUUUAUAUUGUA
Molecule: messenger RNA, 1833 nt
Organism: Pyrgilauda ruficollis (rufous-necked snowfinch)
Lineage: Eukaryota; Metazoa; Chordata; Aves; Passeriformes; Passeridae
Gene: RBM48
Product: RNA binding motif protein 48
Exons: 5
Coding region: 778-1743 (321 amino acids)
Cellular component (GO): nucleoplasm
Molecular function (GO): nucleic acid binding
Source: RefSeq, a predicted model, not a curated record